CUUGUGCGAUCCGGGCCGUACCGCGGCCGCCCGGGCCCUUUCCGCACCAUGAGCCGUAAGUUUACUGUCACCUCGCUGCCCCCCGCGGGGCCCGCGGGGACUCCAGACCGAGAGUCCCACCGGGAUUCGGCCGCCGAGAUCCUCCACCUCUCAGGGGAAGACGCCAAAGGUGAUGGCAACCCGAAGGAGAGCAGCCCCUUCAUCAACAGCACCGACACAGAGAAGGGAAAGGAGUACGAUGGCAAGAACAUGGCCCUGUUUGAGGAGGAGAUGGACACCAGCCCCAUGGUAUCCUCCCUGCUCAGUGGCCUGGCCAACUACACCAACCUGCCCCAGGGAAGUAGGGAGCAUGAAGAGGCAGAAAACAAUGAGGGUGGAAAAAAGAAGCCAGUGCAGGCCCCACGCAUGGGCACCUUCAUGGGCGUGUACCUACCGUGCCUGCAGAAUAUCUUUGGUGUCAUUCUCUUCCUGCGACUCACUUGGGUAGUGGGCAUUGCAGGCAUCAUGGAGUCCUUCUGCAUGGUCUUCAUCUGCUGCUCCUGUACGAUGCUCACGGCCAUCUCCAUGAGUGCAAUUGCAACCAAUGGUGUCGUACCUGCUGGCGGCUCCUACUACAUGAUUUCCAGGUCUCUGGGCCCAGAGUUUGGGGGCGCCGUGGGCCUCUGCUUCUAUCUGGGCACUACCUUUGCUGGGGCCAUGUACAUCCUGGGCACCAUCGAAAUCCUGCUGGCUUACCUCUUCCCAGCUAUGGCCAUUUUUAAGGCAGAAGAUGCUAGCGGGGAGGCAGCAGCCAUGUUGAACAAUAUGCGUGUGUAUGGCACCUGUGUGCUCACCUGCAUGGCCACAGUGGUGUUCGUGGGUGUCAAGUACGUCAACAAGUUUGCCCUUGUCUUCCUGGGUUGUGUCAUCCUCUCCAUCCUGGCCAUCUAUGCUGGGGUUAUCAAAUCUGCCUUCGAUCCGCCCAACUUCCCGAUCUGCCUCCUGGGGAACCGCACACUGUCUCGCCAUGGCUUUGAUGUCUGUGCCAAGCUGGCUUGGGAAGGAAAUGAGACGGUGACCACACGGCUCUGGGGCCUUUUCUGUUCCUCUCGCUUUCUCAAUGCCACCUGUGAUGAGUACUUCGCCCGAAACAAUCAUCUUGUCUCCCCCACAGAGAACCUCUGGAGCUCCUACCUGACCAAGGGGGUGAUUGUGGAAAGGCAGGGGAUGCCCUCAGUGGGCCUGGCUGAUGGCACCCCUAUCGACAUGGACCAUCCUUAUGUCUUCAGUGAUAUGACCUCCUACUUCACUCUGCUGGUUGGCAUCUACUUCCCCUCAGUCACAGGGAUCAUGGCUGGUUCUAACCGCUCUGGAGACCUGCGGGAUGCCCAGAAGUCAAUUCCCACUGGCACCAUCUUGGCCAUCGCCACCACCUCUGCUGUCUAUAUCAGCUCUGUUGUUCUGUUUGGGGCCUGCAUUGAGGGGGUCGUCCUGAGGGACAAGUUUGGCGAAGCUGUGAAUGGCAACCUGGUGGUGGGCACACUGGCCUGGCCAUCCCCCUGGGUUAUCGUCAUCGGAUCCUUCUUCUCCACCUGUGGGGCUGGGCUGCAGAGCCUGACAGGGGCCCCACGCCUGCUGCAGGCCAUCUCCCGGGAUGGCAUUGUGCCCUUCCUGCAGGUCUUCGGCCACGGCAAAGCCAAUGGAGAGCCAACAUGGGCCUUACUCCUGACUGCCUGCAUCUGUGAGAUCGGCAUCCUCAUUGCUUCCCUCGACGAGGUCGCCCCUAUUCUCUCUAUGUUCUUCUUGAUGUGCUACAUGUUCGUGAACCUGGCCUGUGCAGUGCAGACGCUGCUGAGGACACCCAAUUGGAGGCCACGCUUUCGAUAUUACCACUGGACACUCUCCUUCCUGGGCAUGAGCCUCUGCCUGGCCCUCAUGUUCAUCUGCUCCUGGUAUUACGCCCUGGUGGCCAUGCUCAUUGCCGGGCUCAUCUACAAGUAUAUUGAGUACCGUGGGGCGGAGAAGGAGUGGGGCGAUGGGAUCCGAGGCCUGUCUCUCAGCGCUGCUCGCUAUGCCCUCUUACGCCUGGAGGAAGGGCCUCCGCACACCAAGAACUGGAGGCCACAGCUGCUGGUGCUGGUGCGUGUGGAUCAAGACCAGAAUGUGGUACACCCACAGCUGCUCUCGUUAACAUCCCAGCUGAAGGCAGGCAAGGGCCUGACCAUUGUGGGCUCUGUCCUUGAGGGCACAUUUCUGGACAACCACCCCCAGGCCCAGCGGGCAGAGGAGUCUAUCCGGCGCCUGAUGGAGGCAGAGAAGGUGAAAGGCUUCUGCCAGGUAGUGAUUUCUUCCAACCUGCGUGAUGGCGUGUCCCAUCUGAUCCAGUCCGGGGGCCUUGGGGGGCUGCAGCACAAUACUGUGCUAGUCGGCUGGCCCCGCAACUGGCGACAGAAGGAAGAUCAUCAGACCUGGAGGAACUUCAUCGAGCUGGUCCGGGAAACCACUGCUGGUCACCUGGCCCUGCUGGUCACCAAGAACGUUUCUAUGUUUCCCGGGAACCCCGAGCGCUUCUCCGAGGGCAGCAUCGACGUCUGGUGGAUCGUGCACGACGGAGGCAUGCUCAUGCUGCUGCCCUUCCUGCUGCGGCAUCACAAGGUCUGGCGGAAAUGCAAGAUGCGUAUCUUCACUGUGGCCCAGAUGGACGACAACAGUAUCCAGAUGAAGAAGGACCUGACCACAUUUCUGUACCAUUUACGUAUCACUGCAGAGGUCGAGGUGGUGGAGAUGCAUGAGAGUGACAUCUCAGCUUACACCUACGAGAAGACAUUGGUGAUGGAGCAGCGUUCCCAGAUCCUCAAACAGAUGCAUUUAACCAAGAACGAGCGGGAGCGGGAGAUCCAGAGUAUCACAGAUGAGUCUCGUGGCUCAAUCCGGAGAAAGAAUCCAGCCAACACUCGGCUCCGCCUCAAUGUCCCAGAAGAGACGGCCGGUGACAGUGAGGAGAAACCAGAAGAAGAGGUGCAGCUGAUCCAUGACCAGAGUGCUCCCAGCUGCCCCAGCAGCUCACCAUCCCCUGGGGAGGAGCCUGAAGGGGAGGGGGAGGCAGAUCCUGAGAAGGUGCAUCUCACCUGGACCAAGGACAAGUCGGUGGCAGAGAAGAAUAAGGGGCCCAGUCCUGUCUCCUCCGAGGGCAUCAAGGACUUCUUCAGCAUGAAGCCGGAGUGGGAGAACUUGAACCAGUCCAACGUGCGGCGCAUGCACACGGCUGUGCGGCUGAACGAGGUCAUCGUGAAGAAAUCCCGAGAUGCCAAACUUGUUUUGCUGAACAUGCCUGGGCCUCCCCGCAACCGCAACGGUGAUGAAAAUUACAUGGAGUUCCUCGAGGUCCUCACCGAGCACCUGGACCGGGUGAUGCUGGUCCGCGGCGGCGGCCGCGAGGUCAUCACCAUCUACUCCUGAGAGCCAGGACCUGCCACCCGGGCCCUAGCGCGCCCGGCCCGCGGCCCCGGAGCCCUCGCCACGCCCCCCGCCGCUGUCACCGUUUACAUACAGACCCUGUGCCCGCACCCUGGCUCCUUUCCCCGUCGCCUGAAGCCCGGAGACCACGUCCAUCGGGGUUGACUCGGAGAGGACCGCCCCCCACGCGGAGACGAGAGCCCCGAGUCCCCAGCUGGCGCG
This is a messenger RNA of Pteropus alecto (black flying fox), 3657 nucleotides long. RefSeq names its product solute carrier family 12 member 5 (gene SLC12A5). The record is from RefSeq and is a predicted model, not a curated record. Bases 49 to 3438 code for a protein of 1129 amino acids. Gene Ontology annotation, molecular function: potassium:chloride symporter activity. The transcript has 26 exons. NCBI's taxonomy places the organism in Eukaryota, Metazoa, Chordata, Mammalia, Chiroptera, Pteropodidae. Gene Ontology annotation, cellular component: membrane. Gene Ontology annotation, biological process: potassium ion homeostasis; chloride ion homeostasis; chloride transmembrane transport.